Molecule: messenger RNA, 2276 nt
Organism: Magallana angulata
Lineage: Eukaryota; Metazoa; Mollusca; Bivalvia; Ostreida; Ostreidae
Exons: 5
Coding region: 51-950 (299 amino acids)
Source: RefSeq, a predicted model, not a curated record
AGGAAUAGUUUUGUUGUGUGUUGAACGUUUAACGACUGUUUUGUUUGGCUAUGAUAUCUUUAUAUGCAGUUAUAACUGUGUAUUGUAAUUCAUGUAAAAUUUUCUUCUACAGAGCCAAAAAGAAAACUGUUUUGUCAUUUUUAUUGACAAGCAAUUUUUUGCUAAUUAUCGGUAACGUAAAUUUAGUCUUCGGAUAUGAGACCACAUAUGAAUUUGGAGACUACUGCUUAUCAUUCCUGAACGAUAUAGAUAACGAUGAUGAAAUGUACGUUGAGUACAAUGGAAAACCAGUUCGUUUCAUUUGCGAUAGUUUCGCAUUCAGAGCAAGUGGAGAUGACAUCUUCGACGAGUACUCUGUCUGUGUGACUCCUCUUUAUUACAAUGACACUGACUGUGCAGUCGAAUUAAACUUCAAAACAUCCAUUCUCGGAGUCACUAAACAUAAAAUUUCAUGCACUGAAAAUAAAAGCGCCAAGUAUUGUGGAGCGCAAAACGAAAUUAUCUACAUUGAAUUCAAGAACCGGAACGGCAGAGAAACGAGUGAAACAAAGUUUAAGCUAAAGAUCACAGCGAAGAAAGAAUAUGAUUACAACAGAACCGAUUUAUCUGCUGAUGCAUCUGUUGCUGGUGCCAUCAUUGGAGGAGUCAUUGGCGGCGUCUUUCUUAUCGCAGUUGGGAGUGCUAUAGUAUGCUGGUGUGUAAGUAGACGGGAACCGUCUCAGGGGGGAGUACUUUAUACGACACAAGGAUAUCCGACUACGACUAACCCGUAUGAGGUAUAUCAUACUCACCCACAACAGGAUAUGACGAUGAUGUCUUCCAAUAUUACAUACCCAAGUAGUUGUCCAAUGGAUUUACAUUUACCACCGCAAGGAGCAGCAUGUCCACUGACAAAUGAGAACAUGUUUUCAAAUCCACCUCCCAGCUAUGACUCGUUUAUGGAGUCAUAAACUUCACAUGUUUAUGACACAAUCCAAGAAUUUUCCGAAACUUAAUAAUUAUGAUGCACAGCAUGUUCGAAAAAUGUUUGUCUUAUGAGAGACAGGAAUGCUCUAUAUCAUAUUCAAGCAAGUUUUCUUUUCGCCUGUUACGUGUUUUUUACUUUCAUUAAGUCUCGAUUUUUUUAUUAGAAAACAAUUUGAUGGAAAUAGAAAAACACGACCUAAAUUUAGCCUUUACUAUCUUCAAGAAGUUACAAAUGACCUUACAGAACCUUUGAGAUUUUUUCCAAUAAAAAGGAUAUGUAUUUCGCAACCUUUCAAUUAAAGCUUUUCAAAUGUAGAGCUAAAAAUAUUGAGAUUGGCUUUUCCUUAAAAACUAUUCUCUGUCAUCAAUAUGUAGAUUCAAAACAAAAGUUUUAGAAAGGACAACAUGUUAAAGAUACGUUGCCCUUACACUGUACACUAGGCAAAAUUGCUAACGCACCACUUACUAUUUCUUUGAUAGUUUUAGAUCUGAACGCAACAACGAUUGAUUCGUAUAUUAUUUUAGUUAUUUUAUAACAAAGAAAAUAAAAAAUCAUUUGUUACAAAUUUAUUGACCAGUUGCUUUGAGUACUGCUUAUAAAACAUCGGUACCCCCCCCCCCCCCGCCCCCAUUAUGUGAUUCACAUAUCAAUAUCAGAUGUAGGCUCCAUUUGCUCGGAUAAAUGGGAUGUGUAUGUCUUGUCGCCUAAUAUUUACGCGGCGCUUUGGGGUUCUUGCUCGGUCCCUCACACUUCCGGUUUGUACAAAUUUCCGGUACAACCUUUUAAACACUGUGGCUACUUAAAACGACAUUGGUUUUAUUUGAUAAGCAUGCUGCGUCAUGUUUAAGCCAAUAUCACCGGUAAUCGUUAAGUUAUUAACAUUUAUUCAAACAUCACUUAAGGAGCAUCCUGCAGAGACCAUACUAACUGCCCUGCCACGCUCUUCUGUCGUCAAACGCGCCAUACUCCGUCGGGGUUUUUUGUGAGGUUUUAGUUAUGCAUGCAUCAAAAAUAAGAUCACAAAAAAGAAAGUAAAGAUUUAUCUUUCCAAAAGAAUGUGAGCACGAUUUGAGCAUUUCUAAAGAUCAGUCACACUUCGGUUAACAUUGCAUCCAUUUAUCCGUUUGGGCAUUUAAAUGUUUUACUUAUAAUUAAGGUGACCUAUUUAAACAUUAAAUAUAUCUUUAAGAAUUUUUAGGAUGUAAAUAUUAUUUUAUUUUAAAUGGUGCGAUAGCAAUUUUGUCUAGUGUAUUUUAUUGUUGCCAGUUUAAAAAUACUCAUGUUCAAUUAAUGAUUUUCAGUAUUUUAC